Symbiodinium necroappetens is the source of this 399-nucleotide messenger RNA. The record is from the annotation of a GenBank genome assembly. NCBI's taxonomy places the organism in Eukaryota, Dinophyceae, Suessiales, Symbiodiniaceae.
GUUCCGGCUUUGCGUGGUCGACCGCGCUGCAGCCCAUCCUUGCCGUUGGGCAGGUGGCGUCUCCGAAGCCUGUGCUGUGGCCUUCGCUCCUCCAAGGCGCCCGCCUCGAAUACAGCGGAUCCUUUCCGACGACCGAUGGACCUUGAGUCUGCAGAUCGAGCUCUUCCAGAACCAGCCUCCACCAACACCUACAUGCUACCUGGGGCUGCGCACCGGCACGGAAGACACGGAGGACGACAGCGAAGGUGAGGAGGAAGCGAAGGAGCUCGUGGAGCUUCGCCGGCAGCAACUGCUGCCGACGCUUCGCCCCGAGUCUUGGCAAGAGACGGCUUUGGAAGCCAUGCCCUGGGGCUACGGCCACCGCUUGGUCACCAUGGUCCAGGCGCGCUGCUCCCUGCA